AUGGUCCAUCUAGUGGAAGAUGUUAGCCGUUGGAUCCUGCUUGGAUAUCUCCUCCCUCUCUCAGUUCUGGGUUCCCAGGAGACUGGGAGAGUGAUCCGUAUCAACAAAGUCAGCCAUCAGCCGGUGCGGGUGGGCCUGGCAGAACCGGUGUCCCUGCCGUGCCUGUUUCUCUUGCAAGCCCCCCUGGGCCCCAGUGAACUGUCUGACCCACCGCGCAUCAAGUGGAGCAAAGUACAAUCUGCCACUGGGCAGCCGGAAGACAUAUCUGUCCUGGUAGCCAAGGAUAAUGUGGUGAAGAUCUCCAAGAACUACGAGGGGAGAAUCUCACUGCCCGGAUAUCCCCACCAUCGAGAAAACGCCACACUCUUCUUUCUGGCUGCCCGGGCCAGCGACGUGGGACUUUAUCGUUGUGAAAUUGUCACUGGGAUUCACGAUGAGCAAGACUUGGUCCCUCUGGAAGUCACAGGUGUGGUUUUUCACUACCGAGCGGCUAGCAACCGCUACGCUUUGACUUUCUCAGAGGCGCAGAAGGCCUGCGAAGAGAACUCAGCAGUCAUUGCUUCUCCGGCACAUCUUGAAGUGGCAUUUGAGGAUGGCUACGACAACUGUGAUGCCGGAUGGCUCUCCGACCACACUGUUAGGUAUCCCAUCACCCUGUCAAGACCUGGUUGCUAUGGAGACCGCAACAGCCUCCCAGGGGUCCGCAGCUAUGGCGAGAGAGAUGCCAGCGAAGCAUAUGAUGUCUACUGCUACUCCAAAGAUCUCCAAGGCAGAGUGUUUUAUGCUACCAGCCCAGGUCGGCUGACAUUUCAAAUGGCCCAAAAGUAUUGCCUGAGUCAAGGUGCUCAGCUAGCCACCACUGGGCAGUUAUACCUUGCCUGGCAGGAAGGGCUGGACCAGUGUGACCCAGGGUGGCUUGCCGACGGAAGCGUCCGCUAUCCAAUCCGAAUCCCACGGAAGAAAUGUGGAGGAGAUAAACCCGGUGUGAGGACGGCCUACCAGUUCCCGAACCGGACUGGCUUCCCAGAUCCAGCAUCCAAAUUCGAUGCUUACUGCUACAAAGCCGAAACUGACCCUUGCGAUAACGACCCAUGUUUGCACGGGGGCACUUGCCAGUCGAGUGGAAACCUCUCCAGCUGCAGCUGUCCUCCAGGAUUCACGGGCGAGAACUGUGAAAUAGACGUCGACGACUGCUUAUCCAAUCCUUGUCAGAAUGGCGGGACCUGCAUCGACGAGAUCAAUGCCUUUGUCUGCCUGUGUCUGCCCAGCUAUGGAGGGAGCUUGUGCAACCGAGACACAGAGGGCUGUGACCACACUUGGCGCAAGUUCCAAGGUCACUGCUAUCGCUACUUCGCCCAUCGGCGCUCUUGGGAGGAGGCAGAGAGGGACUGCCGACGGCGGUCAGGACAUCUGACCAGCAUUCACUCCUGGGAAGAACAUAAUUUCAUUAGCAGCCUUGGCCACGAGAACACAUGGAUCGGCCUCAAUGAUCGCAUCGUGGAACAGGAUUUCCAGUGGACAGACAACACUGGAUUGCAAUACGAGAACUGGCGCGAAAACCAGCCAGACAAUUUCUUUGCGGGCGGUGAAGAUUGCGUGGUGUUGGUGUCUCACGAGACUGGCAGGUGGAACGACGUUCCUUGCAACUACAAACUUCCGUAUGUCUGCAAAAAAGAUACAGUGCUGUGUGGGCCGCCCCCCCUGGUGGAAAACGCUUCCCCGGUUGGAAAGAAGAAGCAGAAGUACAGCGUCCACUCGACCAUCCGAUACCAGUGCGCAGAAGGGUUCCUCCAGAGACAUUUGCCCACCAUCAAAUGUCACAUCAACGGCCUGUGGGAGAACCCCAAAGUCCUCUGCACAAAACCCAGACGGUCCCACAGAACUCGGCGGCACCACCGUCACCACCGCCAGCGCCGUCAGCAUCACCAUCACAAAUCCCGCAAGGACCGGAGGAAACACCAGAAGCAGCAUCCAAAGCUGGACUGGGUGGAGGACGGCAGCAACUACUUUUAACCACUGACCCCAACGGAAGCACAAGCUUAGAUCCCUUCCCCAUUUCUCCAGCCCCCACCCCCGAUCUUCCUCCUGAACACCCAGGAUGUGACGGGUUUCCAUGUGCGAUGGGAGCUGUUGAUAGCCUCCUCUUCCCCUCCUGUAUCUCUUCCCCAGGGCCCACCGUGGGAAUGGCACAGUUGCGUGCAAUGCAUACCCACUAUGCAUUCAUGCAGCUAUGCUGAAAACCUGGCACUUUUACAACAUGGUCAGCCCCAUUCCAGUCAGGUCAGCAUGCUUCUCACGGCCCCCGGCAGAGUUGGGGUGCAAAGCCCAGCUUUCUGAGAAUUAGCUCUCAUUUUCAAAAGAGAAGUUGCAAGGCCUCAUCUUGGGUGGCAAAGAUCUCCU
Molecule: messenger RNA, 2400 nt
Organism: Candoia aspera
Lineage: Eukaryota; Metazoa; Chordata; Lepidosauria; Squamata; Candoiidae
Gene: NCAN
Product: neurocan
Exons: 12
Coding region: 1-2013 (670 amino acids)
Biological process (GO): skeletal system development; cell adhesion; glial cell differentiation
Cellular component (GO): perineuronal net; synapse
Molecular function (GO): hyaluronic acid binding; calcium ion binding
Source: RefSeq, a predicted model, not a curated record